AUGAAAAAUAAACAUUUUUUGUUUGUUCUUUCUUUAUUUCUGCUAAUAUCUGAAAUAUUAACAAUGACAAUUGGCAGACAACGAGAAUUAAAUUAUAUAAUUUCUUGGUUAAAUAAUAAUCAUUUAAAUGAUGAUUUUCUUUGGAAAUUAGAUAAACAAUUAUAUAUUUGCGGAAAAGAAUAUAAUAAAAAUGAGGGAGAUCAGGAUAUUGAAAUAAAUAAUCAAAUAAGUCGCUUACAAUUUGAGUUUACAAUUGUACAGACUACAUGCUCUAAACAAUUAAAUACAAAUGGAGAUAUUUCUUAUUGUCCUGUAAAUGAGUUGGCGAAUAAUAAAAAGGAAUGUUCCUUUGAUAUAAUUAAAGACCAAAAAGAAAUUGAAAUAUUAGAUUGGGAAUGUUUUUCUUUAAAUAAUGAUGAGGAAAUAAUUGAUAAUGAAAGUGAUGACGAUAUGUUUAUUAUUUGUUCUAAAGCUAAUGAAUUAACAAACACAUUAGUUGAUUCUGUUGGUCGUUUAGAUGGACUUGAUAAACAGGGAUGGACUAAAUUUAGAAGAUUUGUUCGAAAAUAUGGCCCUAAUUAUACAAAAGCAUCAGAAGUAUUAAGCCGUUUCAAUAAUUAUGUUAAAAACUUAGGGAGAGCUAAGAAAUAUCAAAAAAAGGAAUUAGGUACAGCAAUUUAUGGAGAAACACAAUUUAUGGAUUUAAGUAAAGAUGAAUUUAGAAAAAUUUAUUUGCCCUUUCAAUGGCCUUUAAAUGUUGAAAAUACACAAAUAGCACCUCAUAUUGAAGAUGAGGAUUUACCAACUUCUUGGGAUUGGCGUACAAAGGGUGCUGUUACUGACGUGAAAAAUCAGGGUCAAUGUGGAAGUUGUUGGGCAUUUAGUGUUACUGGAAAUAUUGAAGGACAAUGGGCGUUAAAAAAGGGUAAAUUGCAGGCAUUAUCUGAACAGGAACUUUUGGGACUUCGAGAAGGGAUUGUGAUCGUGUUGAUAUGGCUUGUAAUGGCGGACUACCUUUACAAGCAUACAAAAAUAAUACGUAUUGGAGGUAUUGAACCAGAAAAUGAUUAUCCUUACGAUGCCAAAAAAGAGCAUUGUAAUUUAAAUCGUUCUGAUCUUGCUGCUUAUAUUAACGGGUCUUUACAAUUAGAAAAAGAUGAAAUACAAAUGGCUAAAUGGCUGGUUAAAAAUGGGCCUAUAUCUGUCGGAGUAAAUGCUUUCCCUUUACAAUUUUAUCGUCAUGGAAUUUCCCAUCCUUUGCGUUUUCUUUGUUCUCCAAAAAUGUUAAAUCAUGGAGUUCUUAUUGUUGGCUUUGGCCAGGAAGGAAAUAAACCUUUUUGGAUAAUUAAAAAUAGUUGGGGCAGAAAUUGGGGUGAGCAUGGAUAUUACCGCCUUUACAGAGGCAGCAAUGUUUGUGGCAUUCACGAAAUGGCUACAAGUGCUGUUGUUAAUUAA
Meloidogyne enterolobii is the source of this 1455-nucleotide messenger RNA. The record is from the annotation of a GenBank genome assembly. NCBI's taxonomy places the organism in Eukaryota, Metazoa, Nematoda, Chromadorea, Rhabditida, Meloidogynidae.